This is a messenger RNA of Balearica regulorum gibbericeps (East African grey crowned-crane), 105 nucleotides long. The record is from RefSeq and is a predicted model, not a curated record. NCBI's taxonomy places the organism in Eukaryota, Metazoa, Chordata, Aves, Gruiformes, Gruidae.
GGGAGUAUGAAGAUGAGGAUGAAGAUGAGGAUGAGGGUGAGGAUGAAGAUAAGGAGGAGGAGGAAGAGGAGGAGGAGGAGGAUGAAGAUGAGGGUGAGGAUGAGG